AUGUCUGUUCAAUCAAAAUUACUCGAAACUGCACUUGAUCCGACGAAACGGAGGAAGGCAUUGAUAUUGAUUGCGGCGAGUGUUGCCUCGAUAAUUGCUGCAACAUAUCUCAAAACUUCAAAAAAACCAUAUAAUCAUGUACCAUAUUCGAAACAUUUCGACGAGAAACCAAAGAAAAAGGCAUUCGAUCCGGUGUUUCUCAGACAACUCAAAGAUUUGCUCAAAAUUAUGGUGCCCAAGUUUUUCAGUCGAGAAGUUGGAAUAAUUGCAAUGCAUUCUCUUGUCCUCAUCACCCGCACAUUUUUGACUAUUUAUGUUGCACAACUCGAAGGAUCCAUGGUUCAGGCAAUUGUUGAAAAGAAUGUGAUCCAAUUUGUUCUUCAUUUACUCAAGUGGAUUCUCGUCGCAAUUCCGGCGACAUUUGUCAACUCGAUGAUCCGAUUCUUCGAGUCUUAUUUGGGAUUGGCAUUCCGAACAAGGCUCACCAAACAUGCCUACAAACAAUAUUUCUCUGACCAAACAUAUUACGCGGUUUCAAAUCUGGAUAGUCGCCUUCAGAAUGCUGAUCAAUGUCUCACUGAAGACAUCACAAUGUUCUCGCAAAGUGUUGCUCAUUUAUAUUCGCAUUUGACAAAACCUGUAUUCGAUCUUGCCCUUAUAACGUUCACAUUGCUCCGAUUGGCAGUCCAAAGAGGCACCGGCAAGAGCACAUUCCUUCCGUCAUUCCUGGCCAUUUUUGCCGUCUCCGCCACGGCGAGAAUUCUCAAAGCGGUUUCGCCAAGAUUCGGUCAUAUGGUAGCUGAGGAAGCACGAAAGAAGGGACAUUUGAGAUAUUUGCACUCGAGAAUUAUCACAAACAGCGAGGAAAUUGCUUUCUAUGGAGGUCAUCAGGCCGAAUAUCAUCAACUCGCAAAUGCAUACAAUUCACUGUAUCGCCAAAUGUUGUUGAUAUUCAAGAAACGAGUUCCCUAUAUUAUGAUUGAACAAUUUCUGAUGAAAUACGUGUGGUCUGGAACGGGAAUGGUCAUGAUUGCAUUGCCAAUUUUGGCGGCUGAAUAUGCCGACGACGAAAAAAAAACAAAACUCAUCGAUCUUCCGGAUAAUGGAGUAUCCGAAAGAACAAAAGGAUUCUCGACAGCCAAAAAUUUGCUAACGAAUUCGGCGGACGCUGUCGAGCGCCUUAUGACGAGCUACAAGGAGAUCACUGAGCUGGCGGGUUAUACGGGACGAGUUCACGAAAUGUUCAAAGUGUUCGAGGACACGAAAAAGAAAAUUUAUCAACGGGCGACACUCGCCGAAGUCGAUGGAAAACGUCGGGGAGAAAGAUUCGACACAACCCAAAUUAAAGGAACUGUCAUUGAAUCGAAAGACAGUAUAAUUUGCCUUAGCGAUGUACCCAUUGUGACACCAAACGGUGACGUUGUUGUCAAAUACAUGUCGAUUACGAUAAUUCCGGGAAUGCAUUUGCUGAUAACCGGUCCCAAUGGCUGCGGCAAGAGUUCAUUGUUCAGAAUCCUCGGAGGACUUUGGCCUGUUUACAGUGGAACUCUGGAGAGACCAAAACGACACGAAAUGUACUAUAUUCCACAACGGCCGUAUAUGACGCUGGGAACACUUCGAGACCAAAUGAUCUAUCCGGAUAAUACGGACCAGAUGAGGAGGAAAGGUGUCACUGAUAGGGAUUUGCAAAAUAUUUUGAGAAUUGUUCACCUCGAACAUAUUGUUGAAAGAGAAGGAGGUUGGGAUGCGAAAAACGAUUGGAUGGAUGUUCUAUCGGGCGGAGAGAAGCAGCGAAUGGGAAUGGCACGGGUGUUCUAUCACAAACCCAACUAUGCACUUCUUGAUGAAUGCACUUCUGCAGUCUCGAUUGAUGUUGAGGGUAGUAUCUACCAGGCAAUCAAGGACGCUGGAAUUACUCUUCUCACGGUUACCCAUCGUCCAAGUCUCUGGAAGUUCCACACUCAUCUGCUCAAAUAUGAUGGAGAAGGUCGAUAUGAGCUGACUAAAUUCGAUGAAUCUGACAUUGGACAAAGACUGAGCUAUUCUGACGAGAAGAAGCAGCUGGAGGAGAAAUUGAAGGACGUUUCGCAGUGGAAGGAAAGACUUCAAGAAUUGUGUCAGCUUCUCGGCGAAGACCGAAACGGGGACCUCUCGAUGGAUACCGAUGAGAGCGGAGAUGUCGACAAUUAA
Caenorhabditis bovis is the source of this 2190-nucleotide messenger RNA. NCBI's taxonomy places the organism in Eukaryota, Metazoa, Nematoda, Chromadorea, Rhabditida, Rhabditidae. The record is from the annotation of a GenBank genome assembly.